Messenger RNA from Aegilops tauschii subsp. strangulata, 1551 nucleotides. The record is from RefSeq and is a predicted model, not a curated record. NCBI's taxonomy places the organism in Eukaryota, Viridiplantae, Streptophyta, Magnoliopsida, Poales, Poaceae.
AUGGAUGCAAAGAAGGGUCUGGAUGGAUGCUUCAUAAAGCUCACUACUGGUCAACAGAUCCUUGCUGCUACUGGAAGAGAUGGGAACAAUAAUAUAUUUCCCAUUGCAUGUGGAAUUGUUGAUAAGGAGGACACAGAUUCCUGGACUUGGUUUCUGUAUCAGCUGAAGAUAGCACUAGGUGGCCAAUCUGGGAAGUUUGGCAACUACACAAUAAUUUCUGAUAGGCAGAAGGCUAAGCUUCAGCCAGAGGACUUUGUUGAUGAUUUCUUCAAAAAACCUAUGUACCUGGCAGCUUACAGUCCUAUAAUAUAUCUUGUACCUGGCCCUGACAUGUGGCCAAGGACAGAUAGUUUGGACAUUGAGGCUCCUGUUUUCAAAGAACACAAGGGCAGAGCACAGACUAAGAGGAGAAAGGGACAAUUUGAGAAGCCAGCUCCCAAAGACACUUCAAGAAUGGCCUCAAUUACCUGCUCCAACUGUAAAAAGGUGGGCCAUAGGUACACCAAUUGCCAUGAUGCUCUAAAGCCUGCACUUGCUAUGAGAAAGAACAAACAUCAGCCAAGCACCAGCUCUUACCCACCUGAUAGUAGAAGCACACCAGCUCCAGCAAGGACUGCAGCCUCUGCUGUUGCCACUGCUGGUGGAUCAUCAAGGAGGGCAACAUCUGCUGCUAGUCCAGCUCCAGCAAGGAGGGCAACAUCUGCUACUAGUCCAGCUCCAGCAAGGAGGGCAACAUCUGCUGCUGCUCCAGCUAGGAGGCAGCCAGCUGCUCCAGCUGCUCCCAAGGGUAAGGCAGCAGCCAGUAAAUCUUCAUCAUCUGCUCCCAAGAGUAAGGCACCAGUUGCUCCCAAGGGUAAGGCACAAGCAACCAGAUCUUCAUCAGCUGCUGCAAAGGGACCAAGGUUAGCUUUCAUGCCUCCAAGACCAAAUGAUGGUUCCCAGAGAGCCAGGAAGCCCAGCAACAAAAUGAAGGAUUACUUGACUGCCUCUGGUGCAAAAUGGUACACCAAUUGCCAUGAUGCUCUAAAGCCUGCACUUGCUAUGAGAAAGAACAAACAUCAGCCAAGCACCAGAUCUUACCCACCUGAUAGUAGAAGCACACCAGCUCCAGCAAGCACUGCAGCCUCUGCUGCUGCCACUGCUGGUGGAUCAUCAAGGAGGGCAACAUCUGCUGCUAGUCCAGCUCCAGCAAGGACUGCAGCCUCUGCUGCUGCCACUGCUGGUGGAUCAUCAAGGAGGGCAACAUCUGCUGCUAGUCCAGCUCCAGCAAGGACUGCAACAUCUGCUGCUAGUCCAGCUCCAGCGAGGAGGGCAACAUCUGCUGCUGCUCCCAAGGGUAAGGCAGCAGCCAGUAAAUCUUCAUCAUCUGCUCCCAAGAGUAAGGCACCAGUUGCUCCCAAGGGUAAGGCACCAGCAACCAGAUCUUCAUCAGCUGCUGCGAAGGGACCAAGGUUAGCUUUCAUGCCUCCAAGACCAAGUGAUGGUUCCCAGAGAGCCAGGAAGCCCAGCAACAGAAUGAAGGAUUACUUGACUGCCUCUGGUGCAAAAUGA